This is a messenger RNA of Mytilus trossulus (common blue mussel), 2873 nucleotides long. RefSeq lists its product as uncharacterized. The record is from RefSeq and is a predicted model, not a curated record. Bases 1 to 2616 code for a protein of 871 amino acids. The transcript has 4 exons. NCBI's taxonomy places the organism in Eukaryota, Metazoa, Mollusca, Bivalvia, Mytilida, Mytilidae. Gene Ontology annotation, molecular function: protein binding.
AUGGCACCCCUUUUGGAAGAGGAGGAGAAUUAUGUACGAUUAGCUUUGUUAUUGAAAGGAGUGGCACCAAGAGCAGUUCGUACUUAUUUUGACAGAGAAUUUCCACCUACUCAUCUACCUUUAACACUGCAUACAAACUACAACACUCUUUAUGACUUGAAAUUAAAGAGAGUUUUUAACCAGGCUCAAUGGAAUCUGUUGUUUCCAAGAAAUGGUGUACCCGUUUCCACAACAUUUGAUGUAACAUUGAUGAUUUGCUUGAUCAGAAACCUGACAUCAGUUACUCAGCCAAUCAAUGGCUUUGACAGCUUACCACUACCAGUGGAGACAACUCCAGGACCUGAUCUAGCAAGGAUUAAAUGGUACAGGAAUAUAUUAGCUCAUCAUGAUAGUAACAAAAUGGCCACUGUUGAUUUCAAUACAGCAUGGAGUAAUAUAUCUAAUGCAGUAAGUAGACUCGGAGGUCAGCCAAUGAAUCAAGAGUGCCAAGAGUUAAAGGUUAAAAUAUUAGAUCAGUCCAAUCAAGAAAUUAUGUUGGAAAUCAAACAUUCACAGGAAAAGAUAAAAGAAUUAGGACAAACAGUGGAUAUUUUGGGGACAAAACACUCAGAAGUGACGGAAAAUCUGAGGAAGUUACAAGUUUCCCACAGUAGUUUACAGACUGAACACACGGAAGUCACAGAACUUUUGAGAGACCCAAUACCGUGGAACAUCAGAGAUCAAAUUAAAGAGGAAUUAAAAACUUGGACAGAAGAUGACAAAAUGUUUAUAGAAACAAAUGGAGCAAAGAGUGUAUUAAAAUGUAUCAAAGAAAAUGGUUGCGUUUUUGUCACUGGAAGUUCGGGAACAGGAAAAUCAUCAUUGAUGCGUCAUGUUGCUCUACGAAUGCAAGAAGAAGGCUAUGUUAUUUUACCGGUAACAAACCCUGAAAAUAUUAUCAAGUGGUUCAAUCCAAGUAAGAAAAUCCUGUUUGUUAUUGAUGACUUUUGUGGAACAUAUACCAUAAAUCCUAUGAAGUUAGAAAGCUGGAAAAAUCUCAUGGAAAAAAUCAAAACAUUAAUAGAAAAAAAACCAGUCAAAUUAAUCAUGUCUUGUAGACUUCAGGUUUUUAAGGAUGAAAAAAUGAAAUCUUUAUCUUUUAAUCAGUCCUGUGAAUGUAAUCUUUUGUCAGAAGAUAAACACUUAUCAGAAACAGAAAAACAAUCUAUUGCUGAACUUUACUUGAAAUCAAACGCGUCUAAGAUCAAGAAAUUUUAUGACAAAUUUGACUGUUUUCCUCUUUUAUGUCAAUUGUACAGCAAAAACACCAAUCUGAGAAUGGAGGAUUUCUUUCAGAAUCCAUUUACAGUUUACAAAGAGGAGAUAGAUACAUUACAAACAGAGGGAGCACAUGUCAAGUACUGUGCACUUGCUCUUUGUGUGAUGUUUAACAAUCGUUUAAAAGAAAAAUGGCUCACUGAAGAUGUUGAUAAAGAUAUUAAAACAAUUAUAGAGAACACAUAUGAAGCUUGUAAAGUAGUGAAAGGAACAGCCCGGUUAGUUAUUCGUGAUGAGCUGGAUUCAUUAACUCAUACGUUUAUCAGAAAGGAUGGUGAAGUGUACAGAACUAUUCAUGACAAGCUGUUUGACUUUCUUGCUUUUUACUUUGGCAGUGUUAUGAUUUAUUGUUUAAUUAAUAAUGCUUCAAGUCAUUUUAUUCGUGAAAGGUUUGUUUUUGAAAAAAAAGACAAAAGAGAUGAAUUUUUAAUAGAUGUAUCAGAAAGAUAUCAGCAAAUGUAUAUACAUAGAUUGGUAGACGACUGGUUUAGAGGAAAGAUAGCAGAUGUCUUCUGUAACAUCAAUAUGAAUGAUCAAAUCUUCAGACAAAGAAUCCUUGUACAUUUAAAAGAUUUAGAAAUAUCAAAACAGAAACAAUUGGCAAGUCUAUAUGACACACAAUAUCAAGACACUCCAUUAAUACAGAGUUGUUAUGACGGAGAUAUUGAUCUGGUUACAUGGUGCUUACGUCAUUGUACCAAUAAUGUAAACCAUUGUAGACAUACUGGAGCAUCACCUAUGUUCUUGGCUUGUCAGAAUGGACAUACUGAAGUAGUACAGAUGUUAAUAAACAAUAAGGCAGACAUUAAUAAAUGUCGUAAUGAUGGAAUAUCAUCUCUGUUCAUUGCUUGUCAGGAAGGACAUACUGAAGUAGUACAGAUGUUAAUAAACAAUAAGGCUGACAUUAAUAAAUGUCGUAAUGAUGGAGUAUCACCUCUGUUAUAUACUUGUCAGGAAGGACAUACUGAAGUAGUACAGAUGUUAAUAAACAAUAAGGCUGACAUUAAUAAGUGUGAUAAUAAUGGAGCAUCACCUCUGUACAUUGCUUGUCAGAAAGGACAUACUGAAGUAGUACAGAUGUUAAUAAACAAUAAGGCUGACAUUAAUAAGUGUAGAGAUACUGGAGAAUCCCCCAUAUUGAUAGCUUGUUAUAAAGAUUAUAUAGAGAUUGUUGAAUUGCUACUAAAACAUGAAGCAGAUUGUAACAUUAAAUGGAGAGGACUAACACCACUUGAUAUUGCAAGCAGAGAAAAUCAUACCAAUAUUGUACAUUUGUUAAAAAAAAUAGAAAUAAUAUAAUAGAAGUUCGGCGAACAUGAUAAAAUAUAUCAAUAGAACUAUUCUGCUUAUUAUAUAAUUAAACAAAAUAAACCUGCUAUCAUUAAAUAUAAUUGCUAGCUAGAAGAGAAAAAAAUACCUAUGUUGUUGUUUGUUAAAGAGACUAAAUAGAUAAAAACUGUGAUGUGUAUAUUAAACAUAUAUGAUUUCACAGCACAUUUAACUUAUUGACCAUAAACAUUGCUAAAUGGAAAAUAACUCUCAAAAUACUUUUGUUA